This is a messenger RNA of Penicillium atrosanguineum, 828 nucleotides long. RefSeq lists its product as uncharacterized. NCBI's taxonomy places the organism in Eukaryota, Fungi, Ascomycota, Eurotiomycetes, Eurotiales, Aspergillaceae. The record is from RefSeq and is a predicted model, not a curated record. The transcript has 2 exons. The coding region runs from base 1 to 828 and encodes 275 amino acids.
AUGCUGGCGCCGAAUCUCCAGCUAAACCCUCCACUGCCGAGUCCCCCCGUAGAGAAGACGCCCACAUAUCGCCCGGAAGAAGUCCCCUCCUGCGGAGGUCAUGGGACCUACGAAAUUCUCGAGGUAAUUCGCUUCCUGGAACACCAUGGGAUCGAAUGCUGUCUCGUCGGUGUUUCAGCGUUGAUAUUCUACGGUGCCGGGCGUGUCCGCAAUGAUUGGGAACUUUGUAUCCCCACCGAGAAAGUCGGCGACGCUGUCUCAUUACUCAAUUCUGGAGCUUUCUCCGACAAAAUACACCCCAUAGCUCCUCAUCCGAUUCCUCAGCCUUCUUCAUUACACUACACAUACCACCGAUUCAAAGGGAGGGGCAUCCACUUCUACUUCCUUAUUGUUCCCUCUCAUGAUGCCCACAUUCCAUGCGGUCCAUUCCGCAUUCAACGGAGCUUAAAUGGACUGCCCUACCCGACAUUACCAGUUUUGAUGCAGAGCUUCCUCGACAUGAACAAUGAUGUGGCGCUUUGCGACUGUAUCGACGGUUCCAAUGUCUCAGAGCAAUGGGGGUACGAGAACCUAGAUCUCGAUGGGUCCAACGAUUUAGAGUGGACAAAACGGAUGAACGACACAGCUACACAAUCCGCUAAAGGGAAAGGGUGGCUGUUUAUCCAGUAUUUCCCAACACAAACCAUCAGCCGUCGGGAGAAGUGGCAAAACCGAGUCCGGAGCAAGAAGGGCCGACUUGGAUGGACUACGCCAGAAGAUCUCUUCGAGACACGCUUCCGUCUGAAAGGCUCCCCGGAUCCAUGGACGCAGAAACUCAUAUCAUGCUAA